CUAGCUCCUUUAUAUGUAGAUAAACCCCUCUACUUGCUUUCUUACAACAGCUCAAACUCUGCCGUCGGUCCUCCUCUUCUUCCAUCUCCUAGGAAGAACCAAACAAGCCAAGCAAACUAGUAGCCACUGCAUUGCUCACGAGAUCCUCCUCACAAACCGAAAAACAAUGCAUGCCUCAAGAAAGUUCAAGAGAGCAUUCAUGGAGCGGCUCCUGCAGAGCCUGCAGGUGGCCGGCCUCACCUCCAAGUCCAUGGGUCUCCGGGAGCGCCGGGAUGCCGUGAGGCUCUCCUCCGAUGUGGCCAUGGCAUUGGCCAGGGGCAGCACGGCGCCCUGGGCGAGCGCGCUCGUCACGCGGCACGCGGCAGAGCGGCGCCACGAGGCCCUCAUGCGCCGCAUCCUGAGCACCGCUGGUUACGAGUCUAGCCUGAGGGCGGCGGCAACGGCGAGCUGCCGGAAGGAGAUCAGGAGCAGGAAGAUCGUGAGGAGGUCGCACGGUGUGUGCAGCUCCAGAAGGAAGAGGAGGAGCUCGCUGGUGGCGGCGAGCGGCAGCAAUGGUGCUACGGUCGCUAGGAGGAUGGUGAAGCGGAGGUUGCAGCUUCUCAGGAAGCUUGUGCCCGGAGGGGAGGAACUCCAUGGCUUCUCAUUGCUCAGUGAGGCCCUGGAUUAUGUGAUGUGCUUGAAGACACAGGUGGAGCUCAUGCAACGCCUCUGCAAAGGAUCGAUCCCAGCUGCCUCGAGCAUCAGGGCAGAGGCUGCCCCAAACCAGAAUGCAGACAUAUAAAUAUGCAUGAGAGGUGUGAGAGGAUGAGGAUCGAAUAUUAAUCCCUCAACAUACCGGUGAACAAAAAGCAAGAGGACUGGAACUCAAGCUCAACUUAUGCGUUGAUGGGAGAGCACAGAUGGUUCCGGGAGCCAACUUACUAUAGCUAGCUAGUACUGGUAGUGCCACUGUAACUAUUGUUAAGUACAUGUCAGUGCAGAGAUGGAUCUUGGCUUAGAUAUGUCUCCUAUAGCUAGGAUGAACAAGCCAACAUCCAUUCGUUGAAAAGAAUUUUGGUGUUAAUUACUAAUUAACUACCAGCUUAAUUUUUGUCUCUUUCGGAGGGAGAAAUUAAGCAUGCCCAUUUUAUCUGAAAUAUUAAUCAUGCAUGUACGUGGGUUCUCCAAUCUCAAUGAAAUGUAUUCUUCUCAAA
Lolium perenne is the source of this 1193-nucleotide messenger RNA. RefSeq names its product transcription factor IBH1-like 1. The record is from RefSeq and is a predicted model, not a curated record. Lineage: Eukaryota; Viridiplantae; Streptophyta; Magnoliopsida; Poales; Poaceae. Gene Ontology annotation, biological process: regulation of DNA-templated transcription. Gene Ontology annotation, molecular function: protein dimerization activity.